AUGCCAGAGCUCUUCAGUGUGAUUUUAGAGAGUGAUGAUGCUAUGCUGAGGCAUCGAAAGUUGAGCCUUUCAGCUCCACAUCAAGAGACAAUAGACAAUAUGGUUCCCAAAAUCUCCGAUUCCAAGAAUUCGACUGCCGAGGACGAUUCCAUGGAUGACAGCCCCAUGUCGGCCGAAGAAACCCCUCUUGUGGGCCCCGAAAUGAAACACUCCAGCAUUGACAUGAGGACCAAUCUGGAAUAUGGGUCUCUUAUUGUGAAGGAUGAUGAAGAUGAGACCUUCCUCUCGAUCGCUUCACAAGUGUGUCUUCCGUUUUUCAUAGCAGGUCUUGGCAUGGUUGGUGCUGGAAUGCUGCUUGAUGUCGUGCAGCAUUGGGAAGUGUUCAUGAGUGUUCCAGAACUCUUCAUCAUGGUGCCAUCCUUGCUGGGCUUGAAAGGUAAUCUCGAGAUGACUCUGGCCUCUCGCCUGUCAACUCACGCCCACCUGGGGAACCUGGAUUCCCGAAGGGACCGGCUCGAGAUGUCCUUUGCAAAUUUGGCACUCAUCCAGUGUCAAGCAAUCGUGGUGGGUUUGCUCUCGGCUUUAGCAGCUGUGAUAAUGGGUUGGAUUCCUGAUGGGGAAUUCAGUCUGAGUCAUGCGCUUUUCCUCGGUGCUAGUGCCCUUCUUACUGCAUCUCUAGCCAGCUUCAUUCUCGGUGUGGUGAUGAUAUUGGUAGUGAUCAUAUCCAGAGACUGUGGUAUCAAUCCCGACAACAUUGCGACACCGAUUGCUGCAAGUUUGGGAGAUCUUACAACGCUUACGCUACUUGCUGGUGUCACCAGCUUCCUUUAUAAGGGUAACUUCCUCUAUCUGAAGCUCUGCUUUUUGUAUGAGAAAAAGAAAAAAAAGAUUUUAUUUUCUCAUUAUUCACAAGUGCAUUUUCAUACAUCUAGCAUUUUGUCAACUUUGAAAAAUUUGUGUUCCACAGAAAGGUGGUGGUAUUUGAGCCCAACAACUAUAGGGAUUCUUCUUCUGUCAAUCCCUUUGUGGGUGUACAUUGCAGGGCGUAACCCACACACCAAAGUUGUUCUUCAGACCGGCUGGACGCCUGUCAUCUCUGCCAUGGUUAUUUCCAGUGCCGGUGGUCUGAUCCUGGAGGCAGCCCUCGGAUCGUAUCGGGGAAUAGCCGUGUUCCAGCCCGUCAUCAACGGGGCGGGAGGGAACCUGGUGGCCGUGCAGGCCAGCCGCCUCUCUACGUUCUUUCAUCGCAACUUCCAGCUCGGUCAACUUCCAGCUCAUCUCCAACAGUGCUGCUUCAAUCCCUUACAUAUUUAUUUUGGGCGUGGUGUUCAUGCCAAGACCGUGCGAGUCCUACUAUUAUUUGUCAUCCCUGGUCAUUUGGCAUUUGCAUUCACAAUUGCCUUGGUGAAGGCAGGUCACACGACUGUAACUCCCAUGUUCAUUGUCUUCUACCUCCUUGCUGCCUUCAUACAGGUGGCCCUGUUGCUGUUCAUCGGGCACUUGUUGCUGCACGCGAUGUGGCGUGCGGCCAUCGACCCCGACAAUUCGGCCAUCCCGUAUCUGACCGCCCUGGGAGACCUCCUCGGAACCGGACUCCUGGCCGUCGCCUUCCACGUCCUGUAUCUUCUUGGGGACAGGGACAGUGAUGUUGGAGACUGAACUUUUCCAAAGGCUUAUUCCAAAGCUUUUUUAAUUUUGAUUUUCAAAUCUCAGGGCACAUAUCCAAAGUGCAUCCACCACUGUGCUCCGGCCCGUUACGAUUCUCUGAAUUUUGAUAUCCAUGCAAAGGCUUAUGUCUUUCUUUGAUUUGCAGUGUAUAUGUGAGUGUUUCUCAAAACUUUUUCCAUGUUUCGGUUUUGAUCUAGAAAGACUGGCAAUAUGUAAUUUAUGUUGGUACUGGUGUGGUUUUUUCCCCGUGAUUGUUUGCAGGCAGCAAUGCCCUCAAGUUUGGUAACAGUGUGUUGGAUUGGUUUGUUUCAUUCACAUCUUUUCUGCAUUCCAUGAUUGUGUACUUUCUUGGAAAUUCCUUUCUAAAAUUCUUUUCAAGUAAUUCAGCAAAGACCCUGUGAUGAAAGAAACAAUUAUAGUCAGAUUUUUUUGGGACAAGAGUCCUGGUACCAUACAGACCUGCCAGUUUUACCUUCGCAUGUGCAAGACAAUAUACCUGCUUCCUUUUGAAAUGUUUUUAAUAAGUCAUGGAAGUUCAAUACAAAAAAAAAUAUAAAAAAUACUCAUCUCUUAUCCUUAGGUUAGACCUAGUUUGGUAUGCAGCGAUCUUCAUAUCAUGAUGAAUACUCUUAUUUUUUCUCUUGGUUUAAAGCUUUCCAGUGCUUCGCCUGCAUUUUGUCAUUACGGCACAGAAUUUUAUCAUAUAAAAGUACAGGAGAGUAAAUAGGUGCCUUUUACAAGCAGUUGCCUUGAAAGAGUGCCUAAUUGCCUCCAGAAAAUGUUGUGGCAUUGAUGGAAUUACUGGUGAUGGGAUGGAUUCAGUGAUAGUGUGCUUUUGGGAAUGUAUGGUGCUCUUGUGAUGGAUUUUUUUUUUUUAUUUUAUGACCAAGAAAAAUUUCAGUUCCACGUCUGUAUCGUCUUGUCGCGCGCGUGCGCUGAGGAAUCUUUAAGAUGAGGCAUUGCAAUGCUUUCCAUGAUAUUCUCUGAAAACGACAAGAAUUCAGAUAAUAAAAGGAGUG
Molecule: messenger RNA, 2687 nt
Organism: Darwinula stevensoni
Lineage: Eukaryota; Metazoa; Arthropoda; Ostracoda; Podocopida; Darwinulidae
Source: the annotation of a GenBank genome assembly